GAGGCAACCCACGAGGAAAAGAUCCAGGAACUAUGGAGCGAUGAGGUAGAAAAAGUGGUGGCAGAAACAUCCACACAAAUGGAUAGAAUCCAGCAAGAGGCAUGCAAAUACAUCAGAAUUGAUGACUCCGAUGCGGAGAUGGAAGAAAUGGAGACAGACAACAACAACUGGAAAAGCAAGACAGGAGAAGAAAAGUAA
Acaulospora morrowiae is the source of this 198-nucleotide messenger RNA. Lineage: Eukaryota; Fungi; Glomeromycota; Glomeromycetes; Diversisporales; Acaulosporaceae. The record is from the annotation of a GenBank genome assembly.